GGUCCACAUUCAUUGACGGUACUUGCUCUCAAUAUAUUUUAAUUCUCCGAGAUCAGUGCAUUUCAAUUUUAUUACUGCUUAGUUAUUCAAUUCUUGAAAGCAAAAUGGAACAAAUGGAAUUUGAAGAGGUUGACUCACGACCGAGAAGAAGGGUACCAGUUUUCUACCAAAAACGAUAUUUAUGUGCCAUGUUGCUCUUCUCCAUUGUUCUUGCCUAUACGACAGUUCAUUUAAUAGCGACAAAGAGUCGAUCCGGCAAAGCAUCAGAAGGGGUGUGCAACACGACAGAAUGUGCUCGUGUGGCUGCUCAUAUACAGAAUUUUGUGAAUAGAUCCGCAGAUCCUUGCGAAGAUUUUUACAAAUUUGCUUGCGGAAACCUUCAUAAAAAUUUCACACGAAACGAUAGUAACCUAAUUACGGCUCAACAAAGUGAUAUUCAUACGUGGCUAUAUAAGAUAAUGGUGGACAAGAAAAUAGACGAAACCACCAAGUUGCCAGAUAACUUUAAAACGCUACAAAAGUUUUUCAGCACAUGUAUGAAAAUAAGAAACGCUGAAGGUACUAACAUGGCCUUUCUGAACGCGGUCGAGUACAUUACAGGAGGAUGGCCCAAAGAUUUUGAAAAUGUUAAACAUCAAAGUUGGUGGGAUCUCAUGCUAAAAUCCAGAGAAAUGGGCAUGCAGUUUGACUUUUUUCUGGAUGUGAAUAUUGCGGAAUUUCCACAUGCUUACUUACAGAUCGGUCCUCCAGAGCUGAAUAAGUUUAGAUUUUAUAAUAAGAUGUGGGAUAUACCACAAACAGUUGUUUACAUCGAAGACAUUGCUCGACACUGGGGACACACUGAAUCCAGUUUAUUCUUCGAAAAUGACGGAACACUGGAAUUUGCCAAGAAACUUAGGGACUUGGUAGAAAGCUGCUAUAAGAAUAGUUGUGUCACAAUUCCAAAAGUGGCGACAAAGAUAUCGAAUUUGGAAAAGUCCAGGGAUUCUGACUCGGAUUGGCUGCCAUUCCUAACAAAUUUAACAGGUAUUGAAGAUUUGAAUGAAAAUGAUUUGGUUUACUUUAAAAUGGAGACCAAUCCCAAGGACAACUACAUAUCGAAAUUGAACGAACUCCUUGAAAGUACCCCUACCAGGCAUUGGCUGAAUUAUAUUAUUAUAUAUCAUGUUGUGCGAAACUAUCAAUAUUUAUCGACACAGUUUCAAUUUUAUGUUAGCGAAAUGGGCUUUGAAUUUUUAGAAGAAUCAUCAGAUCGACAGGAAUUUUGCCUUUCCGAAAUUGGCAAAUACUAUCGUAAGGAUGUCGAACAAGGUGCCAAUCAUCUAGUUACGGAUGAAGAAGAACAGCAAAUCCGCACCAUGUACAACUACACACACAAAGCUCUGACAGAGCGUUUGCGAAUUGAGUUUAAGGACAAUAAAAGUCUUCGAGAGGGUUCCUUAAAGCUACUCAAAAAUAUAAGACUUUAUAUCGGAGCCAGUGAACAUUUCUUCGAAGAUGACCCGUUCAGUGACGCUUUGGCUAAUAAGUCGGAAGAACUUAGCGAUAAUGCAAUAGAAAUGAUUCAUAACCUGGAACGAAAGAGGAUGGACCAUAUAUUUGGUUUAAUCCGAAAACCGAAGGGAAAUUAUAGCAGAAUUUUAGAGAUAGGAGCUAAUACGUUCACGUACAGUGUGGAUGACUCUCUAUAAUGUUGAACAAAACCGAUGAUGGUACAUUAACAGAAUGGGAAACAGCAAUAGAAACGCACCGUAAAAAUAGCAUAGCUUGUGCGAGAC
This is a messenger RNA of Dendroctonus ponderosae (mountain pine beetle), 1778 nucleotides long. Its product is annotated as neprilysin-2. Gene Ontology annotation, molecular function: metalloendopeptidase activity. Gene Ontology annotation, cellular component: plasma membrane. NCBI's taxonomy places the organism in Eukaryota, Metazoa, Arthropoda, Insecta, Coleoptera, Curculionidae. The coding region runs from base 105 to 1691 and encodes 528 amino acids. The record is from RefSeq and is a predicted model, not a curated record. Gene Ontology annotation, biological process: protein processing. The transcript is spliced from 9 exons.